AUGGGUUCCGUUGAAAAAUUAACCUCGGAUCUACAAGCAGAACGACAGAAACUUGCGUUGUAUGAGAAAAAUUUGAGAGUGGCGGUAGAAAGUUGCAAAGCGUUAAAAGCGGAAAAGGAGAACUUAGCCAAUAUUAUUGCUGGUUUCGCAUGUGCAGAAGUCAAACCAGGAUCCACCGAUGUCAACGAUUUGAAACAAAAAACUGCAUUACUCACAAAGGAAUUCCAAAGUAAAGAGAAUGCGUUGGUCCUUGCGAGGAAUUCUGUGUUGAAAGAAAACCAAGAACUGAAAAAACGGUUGGCUGAAGCAGAAAGUAUACCCAAUAGUCUAUCCACUAAAAAUGGCGACAGCAGUUUUCAUGUGGCAGAGUUGGAACAGAAACUGCGGAAGGAGAUGUUGAUGACAAGGAAAUAUGAACAACGAUUGCAACAGUUGGAAAAUCAGCUGAAGAGUAAUUCUACCAGCGAUAAUAAAAUGGAGCUGGCCAACAAGCAACUAGAAGCAGAAAGAGAACAGUUCAAGAAGCUAUACGAAGAUGCUCAUGGCCGGUCAAUAUUCUUGGAACGGAAGUUUGCAUCACUUCAAUUGGAUCAGAAACGAGACGAAGAGGAAGCUCCGAAAAAACUAUCUUCAGCGACAAUGGAAGACGAUGCGAAAAUCUCAAAGUUGGAGAGUCAAAUAAUGAGUCUUUCACAACGGUGCGACGCCAAAGAGGAGGAAAUCUCAGAGUUGUCCUCAAUUAUUGCAACACUCAGAGGAGAGAACAUGCAGCUCAAAGAGAGUCUUGAGCAUGUUGAGAAAAAAAGAUCGAUGUCACCAGUCGACGAGUUUUGGUUUCGAGAUGGAAUGAGUGAAGAGUAUGAGAAAUUCAAAAAAGACAACCAAAAUCCUCUCGAAUUCUGCUGUCCGACUCUCCGGGAUGAUGUUCUUGUACUUAUUGAGAAGGCUGUUCAAGACAACGCAAAGUCGGAUCAAGUGAAAAACCAGCAGUUACAGAUAACAAACUUGGAACGAACAAUUCGAGUUCUGAACGACAAAAUCAAUUGCAACGACUCGUUUCGAUCUGACAUAGAGAAAAAGUUUGAGAAGAUGGAAGAGGAUAUUUCACAACGUGACAACGAGAUAUCUAUUCAAAAAGAAGAAGUGAGCAGAAUCAAGGAUAGUUUGAGAUUGGAGAAGAGUAAAAGGAAUGAGUUGGAGGAGGAAGUACUCCGUCAAAGACGCUGUGCCCAAGAGGAAAUUGAAUCAAGAGACCAAGAAAUUGAGGCGUUUAGAAAAAUGCUAGUGACACUGAGACAUGAAAAAAUGGAAAGAUCGCAGAAUCCGCGUAAGAUCUCAAGACACAAUCGUUCUUCAACACACGAUGAAGAUGCUGCUGCUCGGCGACGGAGCAGAACAUUCUCCCAAGACGACACGACAGUUCCAAACGACCCCGACUCAAAGAAUGUGUACUACGAGAAUCAACUCACAAAGAAGGAGUUCGACAUCCAGGAGUUGAGGAAACAACUGAUGGAUGUCGAAAUACGUCUUCGUGAGAAUGAAUCGGUAUCCAUGUCGCGUCAACUGGAAUCCGUUGCUCGAAACGAAGAAAUGACGGAGAAGGUUCGCGUAUUAGAAGGCAAACUUCAAAUGUUAUCGUGUACGAGUGAAAUCGACUACCUCCGCAAUAUAUUCACCCAGUUUCUCCAUUCAAUGGGAUCGCCAAACGCCGCCAGCAAAUCUAUACUGAAAGCAAUGGGCAGCGUGUUGAAGGUUCCGAUGGCCGAGAUGAAAGUGAUUGAUAAGAAAUAG
Caenorhabditis remanei is the source of this 1791-nucleotide messenger RNA. RefSeq lists its product as uncharacterized. Lineage: Eukaryota; Metazoa; Nematoda; Chromadorea; Rhabditida; Rhabditidae. The coding region runs from base 1 to 1791 and encodes 596 amino acids. The transcript is spliced from 12 exons. The record is from RefSeq and is a predicted model, not a curated record. Gene Ontology annotation, cellular component: Golgi apparatus.